Mangifera indica (mango) is the source of this 3277-nucleotide messenger RNA. RefSeq names its product receptor-like serine/threonine-protein kinase SD1-8. The record is from RefSeq and is a predicted model, not a curated record. Bases 542 to 2983 code for a protein of 813 amino acids. Gene Ontology annotation, biological process: protein phosphorylation; recognition of pollen. The transcript has 7 exons. NCBI's taxonomy places the organism in Eukaryota, Viridiplantae, Streptophyta, Magnoliopsida, Sapindales, Anacardiaceae. Gene Ontology annotation, molecular function: protein serine/threonine kinase activity; ATP binding.
AAAUGUUUCUUGUAGCAGGUUUGUUAUCAGAAAACUGGUGUAAAGCUUGCAUUUAAGAAACAGAUAAUGGAUGCAUUAGGCUUUCUCUUCAUCCACCAAAUUUAAGAACUCCAAUCUUGAAUGCCAAUAAAUGGCAGUGCAUAGAAAAACAAUAAUUCAAAGCAAAACCAAAGAAUUAAGCCAUUCCCUCAGGUGGAAACGCGUGUACUGCUUCCAGGGUGGAAAUUUUGGACUCAUUUGAAAUGUUUAAGGCCACAAAGUUUGACCAAUCUUUCAGGUCCAAGUUACGUUGCAGCAAGUCAGCAACAUUUUCUUAUAUUGGAACAAGACUGGGUAUACUUUUAUAAGACAUUUUGUUUUUUAUUUUUGGUUCAUUUAUUCAAUCAUGGAAAAAAUUUUAUUUUGAGCUAAAAGUCUCUAAUCUUGGUUGAAUGAAACAUGAGUCAGCAUCAUCGGAUUCAGACUACUUUUCCUCUUGACGGACUAGUUUUGAUGGCUUUUAUCUUAAAGUUGUUACAAAUAACUCAAAAUCCAGGCAACAAUGGAUAUUCUUCCCUUUUUUUUCAUUAGUUUUAAGUUACUGUUUCUCUUUUGUGAAUUCUCAGGUGCAGCUGAGACCAUUAGCUCAUCCCAAUAUCUAAGUGAUGGCAACACCUUGGUUUCAAAAAAUGGUACUUUCGAGCUUGGUUUCUUCAGUCCUGGCAGUUCCAAGAAUCGUUACUUGGGAAUUUGGUACAAGAAGAUCCCAGUUCAAACUGUUGUUUGGGUGGCAAACAGACUCAGCCCCAUUAAUGAUUCUUCAGGAUUGUUGAUGAUAAACAGCACAGGUAAUCUUGUCUUAACAAGCCAGAACAAGACGGUAGUGUGGUCGACAAACUUGACUAGUGAAGUCCAGAAUCCAGUGAUGGCAGAGCUUUUGGAUUCAGGAAAUUUUGUCCUGAGAGAUGAGCAAGUUGGUAAUUCAGAAACUUUCUUGUGGCAAAGCUUUGACUAUCCAUCUGAUACAUUGCUACCAGAAAUGAAGCUUGGAUGGGACUUUAAGAAUGGUCUUGAACGACGUUUAACAGCUUGGAAGAGCCCAGAUGACCCGUCUCCUGGAGACUUUAUUUGGAGACUAGAGCUACAAGGUUAUCCUGAGCCAAUUCUGUUGAAGGGCUCAGAAAAGGUUUAUAGGAGUGGCCCCUGGAAUGGUCUUGGAUUCAGUGGUGCAGAAGCAAUGAUGUCUAAUCCAGAUUUCAUAUUCAACAUGGUAUCUAAUGAGGAAGAGUUAUACUACUCAUUCAGCAUUACUGAUAAAUCACUAAUCACAAGGAUUGUUUUAAACCAAACCGGCUAUGUACGCCAACGAAUUGCUUGGAGUGAAGGAACUGAAAGUUGGAAUGUGUAUUCAUAUGUACCAAGAGAUUACUGUGACAAUUAUGGUACUUGUGGCCCCUAUGGGUACUGUAUCACCAGCAAGACACCAAUUUGCCAAUGUUUGAAAGGUUUUAAGCCUAAAUCAGGAGAAAAUUUGGACUGGCAAGGAUGUGUGCGCAACAAACCAUUAAACUACUCAAACAAAGAUGGUUUUGUCAAAUUUUCUGAGUUGAAGCUGCCAGAUGCUUCAGAGACUUGGGUGAACAAUAGUAUGAAUCUCAAAGAAUGCAGGGAGAAAUGCUUACAGAAUUCUUCUUGUAUGGCAUAUACUAACUCAGAUAUUAGAGGGGCAGGCAGUGGCUGCGCCAUGUGGUUUGGUGAUCUGAUUGAUAUCAGAAACAUACAAAAUGGUGGUCAGGACUUGUAUAUGCGAAUGUCUGCUUCAGAACUAGAGACAGAAGAUGAUCACAAGACAAAGAUACUGGUGAUAACCGCUAUUGUCGUUGCUGUCACUGCUGGAGUGCUCAUAGUGAGCUACUGCAUUCACAAAAAAUGCAUAUACAAAAGUAGAGCAAAUACAGAAGAAAACAGCCUGGAAAUGCAUCAGGAAAGAGAAGAGUUAGAGCUACCAAUGUUUGAUUUAGCUACAAUUGCGAAAGCCACCAAUAAAUUUUCAUUCUGCAACAAGCUUGGAGAAGGAGGCUUUGGAGUUGUAUACCAAGGAACGCUAGCAGAUGGACAAGAAAUAGCUGUGAAGAGGCUUUCAAAUAUUUCUGGGCAAGGAUUAAAUGAGUUAAAGAAUGAGGUUACACUAAUUGCAAAGCUACAGCACCGAAAUCUUGUAAAACUUUUUGGUUGCUGCAUUGAAGGAGAGGAGAAAUUGUUGAUUUAUGAACUAAUGCCCAACAAGAGCCUGGACUACUUCAUCUUUGAUCAAACAAGAAGUAAACUAUUAAACUGGUCAAAGCGUUUCAACAUUAUUUGUGGGAUUGCAAGGGGUCUUCUCUAUCUUCAUCAAGAUUCUAGACUGCGGAUUAUACAUAGAGAUCUUAAGACAAGUAAUGUUUUACUUGAUCAUGAGAUGAACCCGAAGAUUUCAGACUUUGGUUUGGCAAAAACAUUUUGUGGAAAUCAAACCGAAGCAAACACAAAAAGAGUGGUUGGAACAUACGGUUAUAUGGCACCAGAAUACGCUAGUGAAGGACUGUUCUCUGCUAAAUCUGAUGUAUUUAGCUUCGGCAUUUUAUUGUUGGAGAUCUUAAGUGGGGUGAGAAACAGAGGGUUCUAUCAUCCAGAGAAUGGUCUCAACCUCACAGGAUAUGCGUGGAAACUAUGGAACGAAAACAAGCCUUCGGAAUUGAUUGAUCCAGUGUUAGGUGAAUCGUGCAAUAUUUCAGAAGUGAUAAGAUGCAUCCACAUUAGUCUAUUAUGUGUUCAACAGUAUCCUGUGGACAGGCCAAACAUGUCAUCUGUUGUUUUGAUGCUUGGCAGUGAUAAUGUAUUGCCUCAGCCAAAACAACCUGGUUUCUUGAUGAGCAGGAAUAAACUUGAGCCGGGCCUUUCAUCUGGCGAUUCUGGAUUAACGUCAAAGAAUGAAAUCACUAUCUCACUUUUGGAGGCUCGAUAGUUUUCUAACUGUAUAUGUCCAAUUCCACAUUAUUUAUACUUUGUAUUACAAUAUCUACAGAGGUGGGUGUUUGUAUUUUCAGUCAUUAUCAGACAUCCCACCUGUGACACUCGUUCUAUAUCCAGAAUGAGAUAUUGGUGUGGGAAUAGAAAUAGAAGAUUGGAGGAAUGCAGUUCAUCCUCAAAAUGUAUUUGUUUUCAGAAAGUUCAAUGUACUUGUGCAGAUUAAUGGACUUUCUGGCACAUGAAUAUGACUAACAAUCUGCAAUUUAAAGUUCUCCUCUCUUUUUUAGCA